Molecule: messenger RNA, 2666 nt
Organism: Asparagus officinalis (garden asparagus)
Lineage: Eukaryota; Viridiplantae; Streptophyta; Magnoliopsida; Asparagales; Asparagaceae
Product: glycosyltransferase-like At2g41451
Exons: 15
Coding region: 1-2253 (750 amino acids)
Biological process (GO): response to abscisic acid; DNA integration; cellulose biosynthetic process
Molecular function (GO): nucleic acid binding
Source: RefSeq, a predicted model, not a curated record
AUGUCGUUCUCCACGGACAUUCGAAGAAGGAAAAUACAGGUGACUUUAUCUGAUUUGAAGAGGUUCAUUCGGAUCGAGAAUGAGAUUUGGACUCGCACAAAGAAUGAGCUCCUAGCUAAGCAGAAUGCAUCUGCUAACAUGGUGAUAACUCCCAGCAAAGUCACUGGUUGGUGGUUAGAUACAGGUGCUACCUGUCAUGUCUGCUCCAACAGAGAUUUGUUCUCUUUCUAUGUUGCUGUCAAAGAGAACGUAUCAAUGGCUGAUCGUUCUAUUGUUCCUGUUCUUAGAACUGGGACUGUGGUGCUGACUCUUUCUUCAUGGAAGACUCUCAUAUUGAAGGAUAUGAAAUAUGUUUCCUCAAUUGCCAAAAACUUAGUCUCUGGAAGCCUGCUGUGUGACGCCGAUACUUAUGAUUUCAAGAGCUUCGUUACUCGAGGCGGCAUGAAGUACUUCAUCACCUUCAUUGAUGACCACUCUCGCUUAUGCAAUGUCUACCUGCUGAAAUCUAAAGAUAAAUCCUUCAACAAGUUUGUCGAGUUUCGGACUCGAGUGGAGAAGCAGCUUGGACUUCAGGUAAAAAGAUUCAGGAGUGACAGAGGAGGGGAGUACCUAUCUAAGGAGUCAGAGGCAUACUUCAAAGAGCAUGGAAUCAUUGCUGAAAUUACUGCUCCAUAUUCUCUGCAAUCUAAUGGAAUUGUAGAAAGGAAGAAUCACACAUUGACCAAGAUGGCCAGCUCAUCAAGCCAGCUCUUCUCCUCUCGCCUCCUCCUCCUCCUCACUAUCCUCCCUCUAACCCUAGCUCUCUUCGCCUUCAUCCUCCAAUGGCGUGGAGGCCUCGACGAUCCCGCGUCGAGGUGGCCCGUCGACAACCAGAAGUUUCCUGGGAUGGAUAACAGUCCUCUAGGAUCGUCGUUGUCGACGGCUCACGCGAUUUCGUCGUCGUCGAGCUCUUCGGAUUGUCUCCAGAUCCUUGGACGGAGCGCGUCGCCGUCGUUUCCUUAUUAUAGGGGUUGGAAUUUUGAUUUGGAGAAGAACCUGAGACCUAAGAUAUGCAUUACGUCGAGUACUUCAGCUAGCUUAGAGCAAAUUCUGCCCUGGAUGUUUUACCACAAGGUUCUUGGAGUGACAAACUUCUUUCUGUUUGUAGAAGGAAAGGCUGCAAAACCCGAUGUUUCAGCAGUUCUAGAAUCUAUUCCUGGGGUAAAAGUGAUCUACAGAACUAGAGAACUCGAGGAUAAACAGGCUAAGAGUCGUAUUUGGAACGAGACGUGGCUGGCAGGCUUCUUUUACAAACCUUGCAACUACGAGUUAUUUGUAAAACAAUCACUCAACAUGGAGAUGGCUAUUGUUAUGGCACGGAAUGCUGGCAUGGAUUGGAUCAUCCAUCUAGAUACUGAUGAAUUGAUGCAUCCAGCUGGGGCUCCAGAAUAUUCUUUAAGGAGGUUGCUUGCAGAUGUACCUAGCAAUGUUGACAUGGUUAUCUUUCCGAACUAUGAAAGUAGCAUCGAGCGAGAUGAUGUAAAAGAUCCCUUCAGUGAGGUCUCCAUGUUUAAGAAGAACUAUGACCAUCUUCCAAAGGAAACUUAUUUUGGCUUGUACAAGGAAUCAACCCGUGGUAAUCCUAACUACUUUCUAACUUAUGGUAAUGGAAAAUCAGCUGCUCGAAUUCAAGAUCAUCUUCGUCCUAAUGGUGCACAUAGGUGGCACAAUUAUAUGAAAACUCCAAAUGAAAUUAAAUUGGAGGAGGCUGCAGUUCUGCAUUACACAUACACCAAGUUCUCAGACUUGACUUCUCGACGUGAUCGUUGUGGCUGCAAGCCUACGAAGGAGGAUGUUAAAAGAUGCUUUAUGUUAGAUUUUGACAGAGAUGCUUUUAUCAUUGCAUCCACUGCCACUGAAGAGGAAAUGUUGCGCUGGUUUCGUGAGCAUGUUGUAUGGACUGAUAAACAGUUAAAUCUGAAACUUCUAAGAAAGGGUAUCUUGACCCGCAUAUAUGCACCAAUGGCUAUCAUUCAAGGGCUGAGAGAAGCUGGGACUUUCAGCUCCGCGAUUGCAUCGGCACAUUUGCACUCCAAGAAAUCCUUGCCAUCCAUGGAGGAAAAGAAAUCCUCAGAUACUGCCGGAUCCGCAAAUACUAAGGAAGACAGUACAGUAUCUCAUGCGAUUAAUAGAAAGAUUUUGGAGUUCUCUGACAUUUUUGAGAAAGCAGUUCCUCCAAUAUCUCCCCCUGGUCUGGAUAGUGUCCAUCUGUGAGUGUAAUUAUGAUUGCUCCGUGUGCUUCUUUGGUUUCACAAGUCUGGAGAUUUAGAAAAUUCCGUACAUCGGAUUUAGCUGAUAGAACCAAGAAGACAUGGCAGUUUCUUUGAGAUAUUUAUGGGAUGCUAAUAUUCCAUUGAGAUGAGUUUCUUCCCGAUCACUUUACCCAAGCGUUGAUUUACAUAUUUCUUGAGUCACUUAGUUUUGAAGCUUAGAGCAUAUUUAUACCUGGGGAUUGGUUGUGUGAUUUGUUUGCAUCGAUGUCCCCAAUGGAAUCACCAUUGUGUUCCAAAUUUAUAUGUACAGUAAUUGAUCAGGGCUUUUGUAUUGAUAUUCACGCGUCAUGCGGGUGAUGUACAGUAAUUGAUCAGGCCUUUCGUAUUGAUGAUUAUAAUUUUGGCUUUAUUUUU